AUGAAUGUAAAUAAAUUUGUGUCUAAGAUACGAUAUGGUAAAUUCUCCAAUUAUCAAAAUAUAGCGAGAGGGAGUAUAUCAGGUAAGUAUAUCCUAAGAAAUAAUAUUAAGGGUAAUAUAAGUCGCACACAAAUUAGACAGAUAUCCCGAAAUACCGGACCAUCCUAUCUGUCUCCAUUUAAAUUCCAUUUCCAAUCCCAUUUCGGCUUUAUAGGAAUAGGAAUAGGUAUUGGAACAGGGGUAAUAGCCUACUACACAAACUUACAAUUAAAUCAGAAUAAGCUUAUCUCAAAUGAUAUCCAUGCAAUUGAUACUAGUGUUCAUGAAUUAGCACCAGAAAGUGGAACUGAGACUUAUGAACUGGGAUUGUUUCUAGCAUCUCAGAAAGAAGAGAAAGACCAGUAUGAACAACGAAGAAAAGAGUUAACUCAAAGAACAUGUGGUUGGAUAUAUCACAUAUGCUUUGCCAUUAAUGAUUAUAUAAUUGAUCCUAUUAUCACAUUUUCAAGAUUCAUUGAACUAUCAAUUAUAUUUCUACCAGUAUUAAUUAGUUCACCAAUUUGCUACUUUGGUCGUAGAGAUCGAAAUCUGAGUGAACAUAUGAGAUCUGGAGCUAAAUUAUGGUUUUGGUAUUUAAGAUGGUCAGCUGAAAUUGCGGGAGCUUCAUUCAUUAAGCUUGGUCAAUGGGCUGCUUCAAGAACUGAUAUUUUUCCUAAAGCUAUGUGUGAUGAAUUAGGUAAUUUACAUUCUAAUGCCAAAGCUCAUUCUCUUCAUCAAACUAAAAAGAUUGUUAGUCAGAGUUUUGAAGGUUUACCAUUUGAAGAAAUAUUUGAUGAAUUUAAUGAAACACCAUUGGGAGUAGGUGCUAUUGCACAGGUUUAUAUUGGGAAAUUAUCGCCAAAGGCGAUCGGACAAGCUAAAAAGGGGAAAGAUAUUGAAAUAAAAUUGAUAGAACAAGAAAGAGAAAAGAAGGAUUUACCUAAUCAUGAUAUUCUGCAUCCCUUUUUGGAGAAGAUAUUAGUUACUGAACAUAAUGAUCCAUUAACUUCUAAUCAAUAUGUGGCUAUUAAAGUUUUACAUCCAAAUGUUGAAAUUAAAAUUAGACGAGAUUUAAAAAUCAUGAAAUUCUUUGCAGAAUUAAUUAAUGUAAUUCCUACUAUGGAAUGGUUAUCAUUACCUGAUGAAGUUGAACAAUUUUCAAUAUUAAUGAAAUUACAAUUAGAUUUACGAAUUGAAGCAAUGAAUUUAGUUAAAUUCAGAUAUAAUUUCCAUAAUCGAUUAGAUAUUCAUUUCCCUAAACCAUACUUAAAUUUUACAACUCGAAGUGUAUUAGUUGAAGAAUUUAUUCAUGCAAUUCCUAUGAGUAAAUUAUUAUCAUUAGAUGAUAAUUUUGGGAAGAAUUUAUCUAAAGAAGUUAGUGAUAAAGGUUUAGAUGCAUUUUUAAAGAUGUUAAUUCUUGAUAACUUUGUUCAUGCCGAUUUACAUCCUGGGAAUAUGAUGGUAAGAUUUUAUAAAAAUGAAUUAUUUAAACAUGAGAAAGAAUAUAAAAUAGUUAAAUCAAGUAAUGAAAUGGAAACCAAUAGGAUUACCAAUGAAUUAUUACAAUUAGGAGAUGAUUCUCAAGCUUGGUGUUCUAAAUUAGCAAAAUUAUAUGAUGAAGGAUUUCAUGCUGAAAUUUGUUUUCUUGAUGUUGGAUUAGUAACUGAAUUAAAUCAUGAAGAUCGAGUUAAUUUUAUUGAUUUAUUCCGAGCAUUAUCUGAAUUUGAUGGUUAUAGAGCUGGGGAAUUAAUGAUUGAAAGAUCAAGAACUCCUGAAACGGCCAUUAAUAAAGAAAUAUUUGCGUUAAAAGUUGAAAGAUUAGUUGAUAGAAUGAAAGAAAGAACAUUUACAUUAGGUAAUAUAAGUAUAGGAGAUUUAUUAGAUCAAGUAUUAGGAAUGGUUAGAAAUCAUCAUGUUAGAAUGGAAGGAGAUUUUGUUACAGUUGUUGUUGCUAUAUUAUUAUUAGAAGGAUUAGGAAGACAAUUAGAUCCUGAAUUGGAUUUAUUUGCAAGUUCGUUACCUGUGUUAAGAAAAUUAGGAGUUCUGAAAGAAGGAAGAGAUAUUUUAAGAAAUGAGAAUUCAUUAAGUAUGGUCAAAGUAUGGCUAGCAUUAGAAGUUAGACAAUUCAUUAAUGCUUCUGUUCAAGAUAUUCAUUCAUUGGUAAAAUCGGAUAUGUUAAGUCCUAACAUAUGA
Scheffersomyces amazonensis is the source of this 2232-nucleotide messenger RNA. RefSeq lists its product as uncharacterized. NCBI's taxonomy places the organism in Eukaryota, Fungi, Ascomycota, Pichiomycetes, Serinales, Debaryomycetaceae. Gene Ontology annotation, cellular component: mitochondrion. The transcript has 3 exons. The record is from RefSeq and is a predicted model, not a curated record. The coding region runs from base 1 to 2232 and encodes 743 amino acids.